Lampris incognitus (smalleye Pacific opah) is the source of this 2517-nucleotide messenger RNA. RefSeq names its product GRB2 associated binding protein 3 (gene gab3). The transcript has 10 exons. The coding region runs from base 62 to 1780 and encodes 572 amino acids. The record is from RefSeq and is a predicted model, not a curated record. Lineage: Eukaryota; Metazoa; Chordata; Actinopteri; Lampriformes; Lampridae.
UAGAGCUGCUCUCUGUUUCACAGCAGCAGUAGUGAGGAGAACGACACGCUCUGCAGUCAAGAUGAGUACAGGAGAUGUGGUCUGCACUGGCUGGCUCAUAAAAUCCCCCCCUGAGAAGAAACUCAAGAGAUAUACAUGGAGGAAACGCUGGUUUGUGCUCCGAUGUGGUCGAAUGAGCGGCAACCCUGAUGUUUUGGAAUACUAUCAAAGUAAGAGCUCCAAAAAGCCAAUUCGCACAAUCGACCUGAAAGAGUGUGAAGUCCAAAUAGAGACCACGCAACUUCUGCUAAAGCGACAGUUUCAUGAAAAACACCCUUUUGCUGUGAAGACAUCAUCUCGCAUCUUCUACCUGGUGGCCAAAACCGAGGAGGAGAUGAAAAGCUGGAUCAAAAGCAUCAGUCAGAUUUGUCAGUUUGGCAUCCUUGAGGACACAGGACUCUCAAAGGCUGGCCUUGCUGACAGCCCAACCUUCAGUCAGCCAUCACCUGCCACAGCUUUGAUGGAUAAUGCUGACCAAGAAGACCAUGAGUCCAUGUUAAACCAGCUGGAAUCCGGUCAUCCGCUGGACUACCUCUUCCUUUCACAGUGUGAGACAGGGGGAAGUACCAGCAGCUUUUCAAACUCUGAAGGCUCUCUGGAACAGAAGUCAUCUGACAGCAUCAUGGAGGACAUCCUUUCCUCGACUCUUUACACCAAUUUUUCAUCAUCUUUGUCCCAUAAUGGCCACAGCCCAUCUUUUUUUCCCUGUGAAGGGCUGGCCAAUCCCCCUUUCAGUGCACCCCCAUGGGCAUUUGACAGGCCAUACCAUGUGAAAUCAUCCUCUUCUCCUCAACCACAGCACUGUGCAUCAAGUGUCUUUCAGUUUGACAAACUUUAUUCUUCUGUACCGCUUGAGGCACCUGCUGACAGACAGGCGCCUCCUCCCCGGCCACCAAAGCCAAGUCACAACCCAGAAAAAUUAAGUAAUAGGGGAGCUCAUGGAUCACAGGCCAUGAGUGCACAGCAACUCACAGACCAACCUGGACUAAUCUCCAGGAGGAUCACUUUUUCCGGCCUGGACCAAUUCAGGAGAGGAGAUUUCGAGGCCACUUCAAUAAGGAACAAGAGGCUGAGUCUAAAUUUGUCGCCUUUUUCAAAUUCCACCCAAGCUCCAAACAGCGAGGAUGACUCUUACGUCCCAAUGCUCACGCCAUCUUUCCCUCUUGCUGCCGAGUUUUCUGACGGUUACAUCCCCAUGAGUCCCAGAAGAAUAAUGUCCCCCAUGUCAAAGUGUACCGCUGAAUCCCCAUUGGCUCUUGGUUCAGUCACAUACCAGUGUGGAGAUUUGGUGCCACCUCCUAUCAACCGGCAUCUAAAGCCUCGCAGGAGAGCUCGGCCUCCACCCCUUGACUUGAGAGGCCUCUCUACAAUCAGAGAAUGUCCACCUCGUGUUGCUUUGACCAGGACAAUGACUGACAUAAGCGACGUAGUCAACUGUCUACUCCUCGAUAGGCGACCUGAGGACGGGGAAACUAAAGGAGAUGAAAACACAUACUGCACUGAGCCACAACAGCAGCACUUUCUCCACGGCGAUGGACCAGCUCCUUCCUGGGCCAGGAAGUCGAACCUUGACUACCUGUCUCUGGAUUUCAAUUCUGCAUCUCCUUCGCCCGUACAGAAGCAGAAGGCCUUCCUGUCUGACGAGUACAAAGUGGACUACGUACAGGUGGAUGAGCAGAAGACUCAGGCACUGCAAAACACUAGAAUGGAGUGGACUGAUGUUCGGCAGUCAAAAGCUUAAUCCAUAUGGAGAAAAUGCUUGAUACAAACAUCAAGUGAACUACGUUCCAUCAAACAAGACAUCAACUAAGGAAAUGGACAAAGUUUAUCAAAUUAAUGUCUUUCAAACAUCAAGAGUAAUUCUCUCAUGAAAACCAGUUUUGAGAUUAAAACAAAAGUGUUUAACAUUUAAAUGUAGCGUGGAGACACCAUAUUGCACUGUAAAGACCAAAGUUGAUUUACCAGAAGGCCUUUAUUGUAAAUGUUGCUUAAUCAUGCACUGUAUCACAAUGAUAUUUUAUGGUAACAUUUUACUGAGUUUUGAAAAGGACAUUACUUAUUUAUGAAGUAUUGGAAUAACAUAUCAAUGAUGGUUUAGUUGUAAGAGGAAAAUGAAACCAAUGGACAUAAUGUUGAAAUGCACUGUGAGCUUAAUUAUGUAAAGCAAUAGUAGGAUUCCACUCCCACAUUGCAUGAAAUUACAAACCAGAAUGAAACCAAUGGCCUGUCCUGCCAUUAAGGUUUAAUGAGGAUUCCUACUUGAAUAUUGACACAUGCACUGCUAGGCAGACAUUCAGCUUUAUUUAUUUAAACAAAUCUAUUGAUUGCAGCUCCAAAAUAUUCUGUUGCUUCAGUAAAAAGGGAUCUGAAACAUAUACUAUUUAAUUAAAAUUAUGUUGAUCGAGGUGUCUCCUUUGAGACUGCCGACCGGAGAGAUGCGGUUGGUGAACGCAUACAGUGCGAGGGUGGGUGUUUGAA